CGUGCCGAGGCCGUUGCACCCGCACCCGUACCAACUCCGUGGCCGCGUAACGGAUCCGUCGUCAUUUCGCCGCUCGUUUCAAACCCUCAUUAGCCGCUCGCUCUUCAGGUCUGCGUCCAUCUACAUGCGCCUGCUUCCGAAUCGUUGCAAGCUCCGUCGAUCAGUUGGCACUUCAGACAUGCCGGGCGUCAAGUCGGAGUCUCCGGCGAGCGGCUUGCCGGCGCUCCCGCGCAUCCGCACCACUCGCCCUGCUGCGGCCUAUUCCAAGGCAGCAAGAGCCAAGGCGCGGGCAAGCACAAAGGCGGAAGCAGAGGAGAAGCGGCACAAUGGUGGUAGGGGGGCGUGUGGGAGCUCACCGGAGCUGGAGAAGAGGAGGUGCUCCUGGAUCACGGCCAACUCUGAACCCCUCUACGUUGCAUUCCAUGAUGAAGAAUGGGGAGCACCGGUGCACGAUGACCGUAAGUUGUUUGAGCUGCUCACCUUAUCACAAGCCUUAGCUGAGCUCUCCUGGCCUGUAAUUUUGAGCAAGAGGGAUGAGUUCAGGGAGAUGAUUGAUGGUUUCUACAAUGCAUCCGUGUGUGGCUGCACGGACAAGAAGAUAAACCAGCUGUCCAAAUCAAACGGAAGCACGUUGUUGUCACAGCAAAAGAUGCGAGCUGUGGCUGCAAACGCCAAGCAAAUUCAAAAGGUAGUUCGUGAAUUCGGAUCGUUCGACAACUACUGCUGGAGCUUCGUGAACCACAGGCCCAUCACAAACGGCUUCCGCUACGCUCGCCAAGUGCCCACCAAGACGCCCAAAUCUGAGGCUAUGAGCAAGGACCUGAUGCGGCGAGGGUUCCAGUGCGUCGGCCCCACGACGGUCUACUCCUUCAUGCAGGUCGCCGGCAUCGUGAACGACCACCUACGGUGCUGCUUCAGGUUUGAUCAGGCUGGCAGCCAGCCCAAGGCCGCCGAGGAGAACAUGAGAGCCGAUAUAAGAUUGGGGUCUCCCGCUUCAGAGGAUUCAGAGAUCAGCGAGGUGUAGUUAGGUCUCUGAACUUGCUCAUCUUGUGUUUACCUUCCGUCAGACAUGGCAGUUGGUUUGGCAGUGCAUUUUGUGGUGUGACUGGUGUCAGGUCACUUGUAGUGUGAGUACAUUAUAGAUUGUACAAAAUGGUGAGACAUGGUGCAUGGUCAAGGUGUGGUUUGCUUUCUUAAUUGCAUGUAAAGCAUCUGUAUUGUGGAGUGUAAAAUCGGUUGGCCAUCAUGCAUGUA
This is a messenger RNA of Triticum dicoccoides, 1254 nucleotides long. RefSeq names its product probable GMP synthase [glutamine-hydrolyzing]. The coding region runs from base 125 to 1024 and encodes 299 amino acids. Gene Ontology annotation, molecular function: DNA-3-methyladenine glycosylase activity. The transcript is spliced from 3 exons. NCBI's taxonomy places the organism in Eukaryota, Viridiplantae, Streptophyta, Magnoliopsida, Poales, Poaceae. The record is from RefSeq and is a predicted model, not a curated record. Gene Ontology annotation, biological process: base-excision repair.